CGCUUGGCGCGUUAGUGUCUCGCUCAAAAGGUGCUGUUAUGUUUGUUGCCUUGAUGCACACUGCAAACCGUUUGACGUAUGAAUUGAACAACUGCGGUUCCGAAUAAAUUGUGAUUUUACCGCCAAAUCUCACCCCAAUACGGAACAAGUAAAAAAACGACGUAGUCGAUAUACGUGCGCCCUUUGGACAAUAAUUGAUAAUAUCGCCGGUCAGUGUGUGGGAGUUUGAUUAUUGCCCUGGUGAAUCUGAUAUCUUGAAGAAGGUGUAUAUCUACCAAUAAGUGGAUAUAAGAAAAGGAUUAAUUCAUUACUUCCCUACAAAUAGAGAAUUACGUCAUGCAUGGUGUGUUGAGAGUGGCGUGGUUUUUCUCCAUCCUUCUGUCAAUCCAGAAGGUACGGAGUGAACCUCAAGUAUACAUUUUAGCAGAAAACUUGGAACAAGUCGUUACAUCUUCUACCUUACAGUGGAUACCAUUCAAUGGACAUAAGGAUGUCGCACUUAAGAAUGCAGUGAUCAGUGCCCAUCAAAUAAGAGAAAGGGAAAAUGGUACUGAAGACGUGGAAGAUAGGCACGAGGAAGUGCCGGUUUACGUCUGCAGAGCCAAGGUAGCAGCCAUUUGGGUACCUGGACAAUACAGAAAGGGCAAAGACAAACAAGUCUGUAUAGUCUCUUCAUACAGAAAAGUAUCAGAAGAAAAGAAUUUCGAAAUCCUUAUAAACAGGGAGAAACGCUCAAGACUCAGCUGGUUCCAAAAGAGCAGAUACACCCUCAUACCACAAGGCAGCGUUCAAGGAAGCGACAGUUUCUACGUCGCCAGAAGACCUGUGAAGUACCAUCGCAAAGAUGGCGCACUCACACAUACAGCUGGCAAUUUCAAUCCUAGCGAGAAUUUAGGAGUGUUCCUGUUGGUGGAUCAAAAUAACAAAGAACUGAAAUUCGAAGAUGGUGAAGUACUUGUCGAACAAGAACCGAUAAGAUACGAAUUCAAACACACCAAGUUCGAUAGGAUAAAAAGUAAACACAAGCAUCAUCCCAGGAUUCUUGGUACCACUGUUUUGAAGAACGAAGUUGAAGGAGUUCAGAGGGUUGAUACCGUAUUAAGUUACAAUUACACGCACUUUAUGGACUGGGGAAAAGAUCAUGGCCUCAUUAUUGCCUUGCCAUUUUCGGUUAACAUGCCUAAUGGAACAGAAUAUACUGGCAAAUGGGGAAUACCCAAGUCUAUCAACAGAACUGAGACUGUACCUAUAGAGAGAUAUUUAGAGGAAGGUACUGCAGUUAACGUCACUUUGAAAGGAAAUUAUACUGAAAGCGACAUACCUUAUAUCUCAACUGUAACAGCAUUCUACAAGGAUAACGAGGUAUUGGAAAGUCUCAUAAGGGACAGCUUACUGAUGAAAUACAUGACUGGAGUUGUGAUUGAAUUUGGACCUGUUUAUUUCUUAAGCAAUAACACUCUUGUACCAACAACCACGACAACAGCUAGAACUACUUCUAUAACAACAACACUAACAAGUAAAACUCAGACCAUUUCAGUUCCUAUGCCAAACACUGAGGACAUAUACAUGGCAGAUGAUAAAUCUAAAAAAUCUGUAUCAAAUGAAGUGGUGCCAAAUGACGUAGAACCUGUUCCUGCUGGUAAUACUGAGGAUAAUACAGUGCAGCAAUUGACCAAGAAAGAUGAUAGCGACGACGCUAGUAGUAUAACCAUAUGUCCAUUUGUUAUUAUUUCAAGUGUUAUCAUCAUUCAUAUUACAUGAAUUGGCUGAUUUUUAUGAGAAAAAAGUUUAAUUGUGAUGUAAUUUGAUUGCCCUUUGCCAGAUUCAGAUUUAGUUAAUAGAUAUUGUACAUAUGAAGACUGUGUUUGUGUAUAUAUAAUAUUUAGUCUUAAUGUGUAGAUGAGACAUUCCAGUGUAUAUUGUAGAUAUUAAAGGAGAUUGUAGGAACGACGUUCUUUCAAUUGAGUAUUGAAAUAGCUUCAGGUUAUCGAUAUGUAUCAAAUAGCUUCUUCAUGAUAACAACAUUCCAGAGAUUAUUCCUCAGAAUGUAUUAUUUACAAAAUAACUUCUGCAUGUUCAAUUAUUUUUGUUAUUAUUAUUUGAGAUAAAAAAGAUUUAUCUAUUCAUCUGCAAGAAAAAUUGUUUAAGCGGAAAACCAAAAAUACUAGCGGUGAGGAGUAACAUGUAUUUAACAUAGACUUGAAGUGAAAUGGAAGUUUUGAAGUAAAUUUUUAUAUUUAAUGUGAAUAACACACGUAACUAUAAAUCUUUCAGUGUUUUUACUGAAAUUCCAAAAUACUGAUACAUCUGUUUUGUUUGAACUGAAUAUUUGUUGAAUGAAAAAUCGUCUCUACAAUCUCUUAAAAAAUCAGUAUAUUAUUUAUUUUAAUUGAAAUAUAAAAUUUAUUCCAAAUCAAUUGAUUUUCUUGUGUAGAAAUAGUGUUCAAUUGAAGAUUCCAAUUUGAUAUGUUUAAAUAAACCUAUGUUGAUUAUAAUUGAAAUUCAGAUCUGAAAUAUAUAUAUGCAGAAUAUCCUUCUUAUGGGCAAUAAAGGUGAAAAUAUAAAGAUUAUAUUAGGAUCUAUUUGAGCUAAUGCAUACCUAUCUUGUUACUGAUAAUAUUAUCAAUGUAAAUUAUAUCAGAAUUAAUUUAUAUUUCUUCAAAAAUGUUUUUCGCUAAUUGUUUAUCAGUUUAUGUGAAUUUCAUACAAGGUACCUAUUUGCCAAUUAAUAUUUAUGGAUGAACUCUAAAGAAGUUGAAUUAUUAUUUCAGGUUGGUUUGGAAUGUACUGAAAAUGGAAUUUUGCUGUUUCACAGAUCAAUAAUUUUUCAUGCUAAGAUUUGGGUAUUUUCAGUAAUUUCCACUAGAGUAUCUGAAAAACAAAUAAAACUAAAAUUUCACUGUAAGCAUCAUUAUCCAUCACAAUUAAAAUUGAACCAUAAUUUAUUUAUUUUAAUUUUUCAUAGCAUUGUGAAAAUGUAUCUUGUUAUACAUUAGAUUCUGUAAAACUAACGUGAAACAUCAAGUUUAAUAAUUAGAUGGAGAAAUUGUAGCUUAGACAAAAAAUAUUUUGGCUACACUUGUGAAAUGUGACUGUACAGAAACGUAAUGUAUUUGCUGGAAAGCUUGAAGUUUGAGAUAUUUUUGAUAAAGAUGAUAUUAAUCGCUGUAAUUGUAUUCAAUUAUCAAGAUGAAUGUAAUUUGUUCAGGUUUUUUCCAUCUAUCACAUACUAAGAUUUGCGAAAUGUACCUAUAUUACCACUUAUUGAUUAGAUCUUAAUGUAUACCUUGUUUUAUUUAUAAUAUCAACCAGUAUUCAAAUGUAGUCUAUAAAAUAAGCAUAUCCUUUUAUUAUUGUUGUGAAUUCUUUCAUUAUAAAAUUUGUAGUUGGAAGUUACCAGAUUUGGUGUCUUGUAUCAAGUUAUUUAUGAUCUUAUGAAAUAAAGAAUCAUUCUUCGCCCA
Messenger RNA from Harmonia axyridis, 3461 nucleotides. It is a transcript of the gene uzip, whose product is annotated as protein unzipped. The coding region runs from base 337 to 1761 and encodes 474 amino acids. Lineage: Eukaryota; Metazoa; Arthropoda; Insecta; Coleoptera; Coccinellidae. The transcript has 4 exons. The record is from RefSeq and is a predicted model, not a curated record.